This is a messenger RNA of Penaeus chinensis, 509 nucleotides long. RefSeq lists its product as uncharacterized. The coding region runs from base 117 to 509 and encodes 130 amino acids. The record is from RefSeq and is a predicted model, not a curated record. The transcript is spliced from 5 exons. NCBI's taxonomy places the organism in Eukaryota, Metazoa, Arthropoda, Malacostraca, Decapoda, Penaeidae.
CAACAGUGCACGCGACAGCCUCGCCAGCCCGCGGAUCGGGAACACGCCAAGCUGGUGAACCUCGACGGCGCCUGGGACACCACCCUGGGGGCGCGCCAUCUGCAGCGUGGGGAAAGAUGGCUGCCUCCGUUGGGCUGGUUGUUCACAUCGCCACCUGGAUCUCGGUCCUGGCCCGCUCCUGCCUCCCCUACCAGAUCUUCACCGUGGACUCCUCCGACGUCUGCAACAACACAAUCUACCUUGACAGCGGGGCCAAACCGGCGGCCAUUCUGAGAUUAACUGCCAAGGAUUACUACGAUUUCUCUCCGUUGUUUUGCGAGGUCACGUUCAACGCGCCGAGACACAGUUGGACCGGCCUCGUGGGGGUUCUGGAGGAGGUCGACCUCAGGAGAUAUGAAUUCAGCCAUCGCGCCGGCCAGAGCGAGUGCGUCGACUCCAUCAAGGUUCGAAGAAGGCCGCAGAUGUGUCUUAUGGUUGUUGGUGUCAGUGAAGCUGCUGGCUGGGGAUAG